GAAUUCUCGUCAAGCUACUUCACAAAACGCAAUAUAAGCAGGUUGUUCAGUCUUUACUGGUCAUUCUUGGCUAGUAACUGGAUUCUAUUUUUGAGGUUUAUUUCAAAGUCCUGUCACGUAAAACAUUUCAUUCGCUACAAUGGUUACAAAAGACGAGCCAAAUAUACCAACCAAAGGAGCAGAGUCAUCAAAAAAACUGGAGUCACAAACAGCAACCAUAGACUCCUCAACACCAGAUAAAUCUGCUAGUCCUCCGCUUAGAAAUUUAUCAGCAUCAGAGCAGUCUUCUAAUGCUCCACAAAAAUCAACAUCAGACCAACUUGCCAAUUCUCCCCAAAAUGAAUCUACAACAUCAGAACAACCUGCCAAUUCUCCACAAAAAGAAUCUACAACAUCAGACCAAUCUUCCAAUUCUCCCCAAAAAGAAUCUACAACAUCAGACCAGUCUGCCAAUUCUCCCCAAAAAGAAUCUACAACAGACCAGUCUGUCAAUUCUCCCCAAAAAGAAUCUACAACAUCAGAACAAUCUUCCAAUUCUCCCCAAAAAGAAUCUACAUCAGACCAAUCUUCCAAUUCUCCCCAAAAAGAAUCUACAACAUCAAACCAGUCUGCUAAUUCACCACAGACGGAGCCUUCACCACAAAACCAAUCAGCGUCACCAACAGGAACAUCCACUCCACCACCUACAGGGGCUUCGCCGCAGGGAAACACGACCCCAAAACCUCGUUGGAGAAAGUUAAUAUUGGGGUUGAAAAUUGGCGGCGUUGUUGCAGGUGUUACCGCUGGGGUCGUUGGUUCUGUGGUGCUGGCGCCCGUAGCUGUGGCGGCAGCUGGGUUCGGAGCAGGCGGCAUCGCUGCCGGAAGUGUGGCUGCAAGUAUGAUGUCAGCGGCGGCCACAUCCGGCAUCGGUAUGGGCGUGGUAUCGGCGUUACAGUCAGUAGGAGCUGUAGGAUUUGGACUAGCGGCUAAUGCUAUAAUAGCAGCUGGAGGCGCCGCAGCUGGUGGAGCUGUGGCAGCUGGAGGUGUUGUAGCUGGGGAAGCUUUAACCAAAACGAACAAGACAAAUCAGGGUACGGGAGGCGCCGCAGCUGGUGGAGGUGCAGUUGGGGGAGCUACAGUUGGGGGAGCUACAGCUGGUGGAGCUGUAGCUGGUGGAGGUGUUGUAGCCGAAGAAGCUUUAUCCAGAACUGACAAGUCAAACCAGGAUAGCGGAGCGGAAAAAUCAAAUAUUCCACAUGUAGAAGCUCAACGUGGCCAGAAAAAUAAUUCAGAUUCUGGCCAGGGAGACGAAACUCUUCUGAAAGAGAAUUCUGAAACGAGUGGAAAGGAAAAUGAUGAUCCUAUUAAUAAGGACAGUGAAGAUGAAAACAAUUCUGAGUUUUGUACCUAUGGUGAUGUGGUGAAAAAACAUUAUUAAAACUUUGAUUUUUAACGUGUAAACCACUUUUGAAACUUUUAUUAUAAUAUAACAAACCUUCUUCAGCAU
Messenger RNA from Physella acuta, 1486 nucleotides. RefSeq names its product homeotic protein female sterile-like. The record is from RefSeq and is a predicted model, not a curated record. Lineage: Eukaryota; Metazoa; Mollusca; Gastropoda; Physidae. Gene Ontology annotation, cellular component: membrane.